UGCCAUAGACCAGAGGCAAUAUGAAAGUUCACGUCUACCGGGAAGAAGGAAGCUUGUGUCAGGCCUACCUGGUUUUAUAGAACAAUUCUGAGAGCAUGCCUCUUACGUAUGAGGCAACCCAGCGCCUCUCCAGGACUGGGAAAAGCCUCUAUGCAGUGCUGGAACUGAAGAAGGGUGCUGAAACUGCAGACAUCAAAAAAGCCUACAGCCCUCCCCACUGUCCUUUUGACCAUUGUCUGGAUAGGAAACUGGCCUUGCAAUACCAUCCAGACAAGAAUCCAGAUAACCCUUUAGCAGCAGAAAUCUUCAAAGAGAUCAACACAGCCCAUGCCAUACUCACCGACCCUACAAAAAAGAAGAUCUAUGACCGGCACGGCUCACUAGGAUUAUACCUGUAUGACCAUUUUGGCGAAGAAGGUGUCCGAUUCUAUUUUAUAGUGAACAGUUGUUGGUUCAAGACCCUUGUUAUCCUUUGUUGCUUGCUCACUGGUUGUUGUUGCUGCUGCUGCUGCUGUUUAUGCUGUGGUAGACUUAAUCCAUCAGCCGAGGAAGAAGAAGAGGAGAAUCGCCAAAUGAAUGUUUCUUCUCAGCCUUCAAGAUCAAGAACACAAGAUAUUGAAGCAGAGGAUUAAGACGUGACAAUAAUUAAGGAAACGUGAAGAGGAAUGGGGUGCUGGCCCAGCAAGAGUCCACGAAACUCAACCCACUGGAUACAUUGAAGAGGGAAGAAAGUAGCCCUGUCUCUACACUCACCCAGAUUUGACUCCUGUUCUUAAAAGAAAUCCCUGCUGCUUCAGAAGCUAUGAUGACACCCAUCCUCUAAGGACAUCUCUCUCCUCCACAGUGCACAGAGCCUGUCCCCAUAGAACCUUCCAGCUGCUUUUCUGUUUAGCUCUGACUCCAUUCCUGUCUUUAUCCACAUGCACUCUCAAGCCCUGUUAGCAGCUGUUUGCUGAAUGGGUACAGCUUUCUCCAGUGGGUCCCCGGGUCAAUGUCCAGUAGGCCCCUGACACUUACUAACAAGCUCACCAGGAUCCUGUUCACCAAACAAGGUGGCUCCCAUCCCAGGAGCUGUUGCACCAAUUAAUCCUCCUUCGUUGGAACACUGUGUACCAAGAACUUUUAGCACCCGCCUCAUUUCUUUGCAACACCUUUGGAAGACUGGUCUCACUAUCUUCUGGUACCUACACCACUGGCACCAACACCUCAUUCAUAAGACAGCUUGGGAAACUUGUGUUUGUGGCCACCCUUGGACUUCAGCUCCAUCCUUAAACCCAUGAUUAGCUGUGGUCCUGUGGGCAGGCUGCAGUCCAUGCUCCAAUCUUGCUGCCUCUGUCCCUCAUGUUACUUCACACAGAGUGAUCCCCUUAGAUCUUGUUCUUAACACAGACGUGAAAUGUGAUGGGACAGACUGUAUGAAGGAGACCUCAUUUAGCCUCUCGAAGCUGUUGGCUUAGCAUCCUCUCUGUAUCCUGCUUUAUCGUUUCUUUCUUACUAUGUGGGAUCAGGGCCCAGGAACCAUCAAACCUCUCUGUACUCACUGGGGAAAAGGCUAAGGAAUGUCAAUAAUAAAAAAAGAGCUUUGUCCAAUUCCAGUGUGUGUGGGACCCCCAAAAAGACAAGUGGUGUGUGGGAUAGAAAAAGAGACCAAUGAUAUCGCUCAUACCUGAGAUAAGGCUGGCAUGGUCCAUAGUGUCCAUCACCGUGGAGCUAGGAGUCAGCGGUCCCCAGAGCCCGUGGGGGUGGCCUUGUCAGUGCCCCGUGAUUUCUCCACACACCCAUUUGC
Molecule: messenger RNA, 1786 nt
Organism: Mus caroli (Ryukyu mouse)
Lineage: Eukaryota; Metazoa; Chordata; Mammalia; Rodentia; Muridae
Gene: Dnajc5g
Product: DnaJ heat shock protein family (Hsp40) member C5 gamma
Source: RefSeq, a predicted model, not a curated record